AUGUUCUCUCUGUUUUCUAACUUAUACUGGCCUGCAUUUGCAAAUAUGAAUAGAUUUCGCAGCAUAAGACAUCCAGUAGCAAAAUAUGUUCAAUUGCUAUCUUUUGGCGGCGCACAAACACUGCUGGCUCAACCAUUUAUGUAUACUGAAUCAAAAGAGGCUACUAGAUCAGAAAACAGUCAUCAUCUCCCUAAUAGACCUGUAUAUUCAUCAUCAUCAGAAGCACUGACCUUUGAACCAGAUGACCCACGACUUAGAAGCAGUGAAUGCUUGAAAAAUGCGGCAGGCCUUGCAGUAGAUUCUACCUCAGCAAUUUUGUCUCAGACAGUGUAUACAGUUAUAAAUAUUGAAGAGCAAUAUGUUGAGCUAGUAAACCGCCUCAUCCUGUUACUGGAACUACAGCUGCAAGUGUUGGGUCUUGGUGCAGAGGAAGAAAAGGUAGCAGAUCUUAUUCUGCAAACACGACAUGAAAUAAGCCAAGUUUACAAGCGCAAGCAGGAUCUAGUCAUCCUUUUUGACAGCGUUGAAAAGUUAGCAGUCACUACAGCUGAAGUUGCUUUUGCAGCAGGUGCAACCUAUGCUUCUACCAGCAUUGGUGAAAGAUUGUACAGUGCAGUUCGUGAAAUUCAGCAACUUCGAGCAACUUCUGAUGAGGCAGAUAAGAACUUGAGGUCAGUGGAGGUUCAGUCUAUCGAAGUAAUGACCAAGCAUGAACAGAACAAAGAGGUACAUGACAGAGCUAACAAAACAUGA
Messenger RNA from Candidula unifasciata, 753 nucleotides. NCBI's taxonomy places the organism in Eukaryota, Metazoa, Mollusca, Gastropoda, Stylommatophora, Geomitridae. The record is from the annotation of a GenBank genome assembly.